Molecule: messenger RNA, 2991 nt
Organism: Colletotrichum costaricense
Lineage: Eukaryota; Fungi; Ascomycota; Sordariomycetes; Glomerellales; Glomerellaceae
Exons: 1
Coding region: 1-2991 (996 amino acids)
Source: RefSeq, a predicted model, not a curated record
AUGGCUCUUUCGACUGAGUUCGCCAAGUGCGAAGCUGUGCCCACUCGCGCGGAUAUACUUUCGUUUCGAACAGCAACUUGGCUCCUCGGCCAAUUCAAAGCAGUCAACAGCGUCCACGGAACCACCCUGCGUAACACUAAUCACCAAACGAUUGCCGACUCCCUCAAGGGCUCAUUGGAAGAACGUCGACUCACUCGCAAGCAUUACGAGUUUCUUGAUUGCCUAGCUAGCAUCUUCAUCCGCGACAGGGAGGUUGUCGCUCUUGUUCCCAGCUUCCCCCCAAGGGCGGAAGUAAAGGGCAAGUCCAAAGCCAUCGCUAUCGGUGAAAGGUCGAACGUUGUCUACCUGUCGGCGAACCCCCGCUUCGAUGACCAUGCCGAGGUCCCGGACGACGAAAAAGUUCAAGGACCGGCGCUAUUCGUGGACCUCGACGGGAUGGAGGUCGAGGACUUCGACUUUGACUACCCCGAUGGUGCGGUGGCUUAUCUCUAUGACAAGUGGUCUGCAAUGACUAGCAAGCGAAUUGAAACCGGGCAAGAGUUCAUUGCAUCCUGUCUCCGCAUCAUCCAGAUGCUAAAGGCCUUCUUUUCCGAAAACGACGGUGUCAAGAAAGCGAAGAAACAUGCAGUCUUGAAAGACUUUAUCCAGAUAUCGUCUCAGGCGAAGAUUCGUCAGCACUUCGAGAAUGGGACCAUCUACAGAAACUACGUUUCUAUACUGUCAACGCCGGUUUCGCGCUUAGCACAGCUUCAACUGCAAAAGGAUGACCCCAAUCAUUUCAGCUCCACCGGUGCCACUGCUUCAACCUCGACAACAUCACUGACAGUCGCUGAACUCGAAGCUCAGGCUAUCCUCGAUGACGAGGCUUUUCGUUCGCGUCCGUUUGCCUUCCUCAGAGGCGGCCGAGAGAUGGCUACAGCCAAGCUGGAGCUAAAGUUCCGUAAGGGCCAGACACGAAAGCAAGCCACGGUCCUGGAGGCUGUCUAUAAAGAGGUGAACGGCUGGCAUCAGCAUCAGGUUGGGAGGGAUAGAUUGCAGCCCGAUAAUAUUACUCGGGAGCACGCUCGCAAUUUCCCGCUGUUUCAUUCAUGGGCAUCAAGCCCGUUGAAUGCUCAGGAGAGGCCCGACUACGUAUUUUACGACGAAAAGGGCCGCGCUGAGAUGCAGCGGAUCCUGACAAGCAUUCUUCUAGCGCUUGAGUUCUACCACAAGCGGUCCAAGGAAGCCCCAACAUUUGUCAACGCCAUCAACAUGAAACCCAAGGAUUCUAGGGAGGAUGCUAUCAAGAAGUGCAAAGCUAUCAGCGACGAUUUACAGCGGGCGUACUUCUGUCUUGCUGGAAUCCGACGAGAAUUUCCCCAGCUUUUAAAUUCACACCUUGCAUGGCUUCAGUAUCUGACUGGCGUCACGGCAACGCAUGAUCCUUACCGAGGGUUCAGCUCGCGUCCUCCUUCCCACUCGCCGGAUCCUAGGAUUCACCGUAUGGCAAUCUAUGCAAAGCCUGGGACAGCCGCCGCUGGGAUGCCAUUGUUCGAAUCGCCAAAAAAGGCACUUGCAAGCGGCACCCCUGCCACGCCAGUUCAUGGAUCAAGCACAGCUCACCAGGAACCGCCGACUCCUGGACUCAGCAAGGGAUUCAGUGAAAUCAAGCUCUCAGGCGGUACUGAGGCCAUCGACGACAACUUCAGCACUGAGCUUCUCUCACUCGAUCGAGCUAGCAAGAAACACGGCUGGGACGUUGCAGCCGCAGAAUAUCUUGGCAUUGUUUGCCGGCACUAUGAUUCCCUACUGUUUCUCUUGGAGAGCGACCAAUGCGUCAUUAAUCGUUUUCUGGCUACUGAAUUCCAACCGGUCAGAACCUACCCCAAGUAUCGGGACAAGGAGAAUAGCGAUCUUCGGGGUUUUCUGGAGACGUUUGAACUUGAACGAGGCGUGAAGCUGCCACCACAUCUUGUGGAUGCCUGGGUCGCGAGCUUCCCAAACGCAGGAACUUUCUCAGGCACCUGGCACUGCGAAGCGACAAUCCUUAGCCUCCACCUUCUUGAAAAAAACCGGGCUCUCAUGGUGGACACCAAUGUCGUGGCGGGAAGCGACGAUGCUAUGGCAGCGCGUCAAUUACCCGCGGCAAGUUUGACAAGGCGAUUCCGAUCUUUGGGGACUUCUAUAGCUGUCAACAAACGAUGCUGUCCGGUCUGCUACUUCCUCGUGGAGUAUGUCCAGAGCGAGGAGAAUACACAGUUCCUGUACAAGGGGGUUCACUCGGACUGGUCGGCGACUACUCUUCCUCCUUGGAUUCCAAAAGAGGUCUUUCACUCUGUUUAUGGCAAAGUCCUUCAACACUUGCGCCACGUCUUUCAGGAGAAAGUGUACGAAGACUGGACGAACCGAUCCGAUGAUAGCGGAGGAACUCGGAGCGCUCCAGGUCGGAGCAGCGCUGGUAGUGGACCCGGUGCCGACGAUCAGUGGUACACCCAAAAUCAACAAUCGCGCAAAAUGCGGCCUUCAAUCAACUUCGAUACCCCACAGGGAGGCGCGGCGUCGUCAAAGAGGGCCUCUGGAAAAUCUGACACUGGUGGGACUGGUUCGAAGAAAGGAAAGGGAGGAACCUCGAGCGGAACCAGGGCUGGGAACAGGAAGAAAAAGGAGGCUACAUCGGGGCAUGGCGGGGCCAGCGGUCGAGGCUCAGGUAGGCGUGCCGAGGUUGGAAGUGCGCCCCCGCCGUUCAUCCUCCCAGGCGCUUCGGGCCGUGCUACCAACGUUGCCGGCACAACUGGCUCGCAAAUGGGCGGCGACGAUCCUUUUGUCGACACCCGGCGUGGUGGAGCACCACCUGGAGCUUCGCAGGGCGCUGCAGGCGAUCGCUCGCGACCAAGCUUGCCGCCCUUGGCUAUCCCACCAGCCGGGCACAGCCGAUCGCUCUCUUCGCCAACGAAACGACAUGCUUCGUCUGAAGUGCCGCAUGAGAGCUCGCCGUCACCAAAGAAGAAGUGA